Messenger RNA from Guillardia theta CCMP2712, 1404 nucleotides. RefSeq lists its product as hypothetical. The record is from RefSeq and is a predicted model, not a curated record. The coding region runs from base 1 to 1404 and encodes 467 amino acids. The transcript has 17 exons. Lineage: Eukaryota; Cryptophyceae; Pyrenomonadales; Geminigeraceae.
AUGUGGGAGGAGCAGGAGCAGAAGCAGGAGCAGCAGGAGCAGGAGCAGCAGGAGCAGCAGGAGCAGGAGCAGCAGGAGCAGCAGGAGAAGCAGGAGCAGCAGGAGAAGCAGGAGCAGCAGAGUGAUCCGUCUUCGCAAAGACCUCAGGUCUCGGGCUCUUCUCUCUUAGAGUCGGCUGGCUCGAAGCAGAUCAGCAGCGCGCAAGUCAGCGAACAAGAACAUCUGACCAUGAUAGAUCGCUUCCUCAAUGACCUAUCCCAUGACAAGCUCGCACAAGAUGACUUGGAAUUGCCCCGAGAAUCGCCCAUCCCUCAUGCAGCAGACCAGAAGCUGAGAUGGGCGGUGCGGGAAUGCGACAUGAAAGUGGAGACUCUGAGGUGGAUAGAGUAUGAUCUGGUGACGAUCAUCGACAGAGUCAGGGAUGAUCUCAAGGAGAUUGAGUUCUGGAGGACUGCGUCGGACGAGGAGGUGGCGUUUGCCAGGAGGAGAGUUAGGGGAGACAAAACGGCCAUAGGGGCAGGCAGUCCUUCCCGCGCAAAGAAGUCGCCUCAGCCAAAGUUGGCCAAGAAUGUGGAUGGAGCAGUAGAGCAUGAGAAGGAAGCGAAGGAGGAAGACGCAAACGCGCACGAGGAGGACAAGGAGCUGAGUCAGAUGAUGCGAUAUGGAGGAGCUUCGCGGAUAGAGUUACAGGUUCAAGUAGCAGCCUUGAAACGACAACUCCACGACGAAUCUAAGGCUCGUGAUGAGGCUGAACGAAAUGCGAAGCGUUUCAAGGAAGAGCUGGACAGAAUGAUGCACGCAGCUCUGAAUGUUGAGAUGCCCGAUUCAGUUGAGAAAUUUGAUGAAGGAAAAACGGAGUCGAUCGCAGAUCAAAACGUGAGGCUGAAAAAGGAAAAGGAUGUCCUCUUGAAAGAAUUGGCGAUAGCCAGGCAGCUCUUCAAAGAUGCAGAGGUGGUUUUGACUUUCGACUUCCUUUCCUUAGUGACGGUUACGAAGUAUCAACUCCGUAAGAGGAAUCAGGAAGCCGUCAACGAUGGAAGAACGAUCUCCCACCUACAGGAAAAAGUUGCCCGCCUGCAACAGGCAAUAAGGGAAAAGAAUGCACAGGUGGAAGAAGCGGCGGCAAGUCAACGAGCCAUGUCAAAUGCGCCUUCGUCAACAAGAUCUAACAUGAACCCGCAACUGGCCAAGAGACUGCCGUCACCGUCGACAGAUCUCUUCACUCCCAAGGUCGAAGGCAGACCUCCGCUGCCCUUGGAUUCAGAAACCAAGGGCACCGUCACGUCGAACAGCUGGUUUCAAUUUGACCCUCUUGGCUCUGUGAAGAAGGCUCCUUUCAACCCUCUCGAAUCUCUCAUUCCCGGGCAUGACAAAGAGUUCUUCGGUUUCUCAUUGAGCAAGUGA